Messenger RNA from Exaiptasia diaphana, 3841 nucleotides. RefSeq names its product bromodomain adjacent to zinc finger domain protein 1A. Gene Ontology annotation, molecular function: protein binding. NCBI's taxonomy places the organism in Eukaryota, Metazoa, Cnidaria, Anthozoa, Actiniaria, Aiptasiidae. Gene Ontology annotation, biological process: chromatin remodeling. The record is from RefSeq and is a predicted model, not a curated record.
CAAUGCUUGAGGAGGCUCUGGCUGAAACUGACCCAGAAGGUGUUUACUACGACCUUCUUCAGUUCCUUCUGGGAGCAAUACUCAGGACACACAUGGAUGAGGAGGAGGAAGAAGGACUUGAAAACUCUCAUAAUCCACUUGAUUUAGAUGAUGAAGAUAAUCACACUGCAAAGGUGUCAGCAUCAGCUGCAAURGCUGCAGUAUGGCCCAUGCUUCACCAGGGAAAACCUCUUCAUGAGUUGAUCAUGGAUCCAUACACAUGUACAGAACUACUGAGGCUUCAUCUUCUUUCCUCYGGAGCUCGAGUUGGUUGYGGGGAUGCUGAGUACCGAUGGCAGAGUCGUGGUGGUUUCACAUAUGCUGAUGAYGUUGGUGUAGAGUUUCGUCAUCGUGAGCCUGGUAUCAUGAAAUACCUGAUGACUGGUUCAGUCUAUGACCUUUCUGCUGAUGAAAAGCUCAAGAUUCUCUCAGCUUUGUGUGGUCAACUCAUGACUUAUGCUACCUCCAGAGAAUUUGUUGAAGAUGGUUUUGACAAGCUUAAGAAGGCUCGUCGUGAAUGGAUUUCUGAUCAGUGGGCUGAACAGAGAAGAGAGAAAGAAGAAGCAGCUGCUCGAUAUCGUAAACGACAAGAAGAACGAAUGAAACUAAAGGAAGAAAUAGAGAGAAAGAAAAAAGAAAAAGAGAAUGAAAAGAAYCAAGAGGAUGGGAAAGAUGGCAAGCAAAACAGUAAAGAUUCGAGUGUCCAAGAGGAAGCCAAGCAGGAGACGACUAAAGAAUCAAAGAAAGGCAAAGGCAAGAAAAAAGGAAACAAAGAAACGGAAAAGGUUUCAGAAGAUAAAGGAAAAGAUGUAAAUAAAUCAAAUGAGAAGCCUGUUGAAGAUGACAAAACGAAACAAGACGAGCCAGCUGUACUAACGAAAGAGGAAGAAGAACAAAUCGCGUUACAAAAAAAAGUCGACCGUGAACGCCGAGAACAGGAAUACCUCGAAGAAACGCGAAAAGCAGUAGCCAUGAGUAGUAUUCAGCCUUUAGGACGAGAUAGAAUCUAUCGUCGUUACUGGUCGUUUAGGUCUGUCAAAGGUCUGUACGUGGAGGAAGAUGAUCCUGAUUUACCACUGUUUUUGGAGACUAUAUUUGAAGAAGAAGAAAACUGUGAGGAUGAUGGAGAAAAAGACAUUGAGGGAGACGGUAAGAAAAGCGAAGUCGAUGAAAAGAAGCUAAAAGAAACCAGAAUAAAACAGUUAAAAAGAGCAGAAAUCAUCGAUAAAUACGGCGCRAGAGAUGGAAGAAUGCGAUGGUCGUUCAUUGCCGAACAACAAGACUUUGAUGGACUUAUAAACGCGUUAAAUCCACGUGGCUAUCGCGAGCGUAUGCUACGUGAAGCGUUACAAUCCGAUUAUCGGUAUUUGACGAAAACCAUUGAAAAAUGUCCUUUCAGAGAAGAUUUCGUCCCACAGAAAAAAAUCCCGAAAUCCAGGCCUAGAAAACAACAGACCAUUGAUAGAARUCGCUACAAAAUCACUGAAGAGUUUUUAGAAGCAAAUCUACGUGACCAGAUCCUAGACCUCGAAGACCGUAUCUGGCAGGGAGGACUUGGAUCGACUAAGGUGGAAGACCGUAUUGCAUGGAGGGUAAAGSUCGAGAAUGGUAUUUACAGCCAUCUCAAGGACAACAUGGUUGAAAUUAAAACUGAAAACGGCAACAAUGAUGUUGAGAUGAAAGAUGAAAAAGACGAGUCUCUGUUGAAUGGAAAUUUCGAAAGCCCUCAGCCUAUGAACAYUGAAAAAGAACUCAAACAUGACCUAGUAGACGUGAAAAAUGAAAAUGCUGAAGAUAGUAAGGUAGUAUCCAAUGGCGAUUCAAAAGAUGAGGRAAAUGAUCCAGAAUUGACAAAGGUAGAGGAUCAAAAAGAGUCUCGUUUCUCAUCUAUCCCGAGCCAUCUUAAGCUGAAUCUUAACCAACCAUCUGUCUCACCCGACCAAUCACGCACCGGCACGCCUGUGAUAAGCUUGGCCCCAACCUCCAUGCCGGUAAAUCCAGCUGUGAAAGAACUGGCUUUAGCUUUGUUGAAGGUCGAGCAAGGCAUCGAAUCCAAGUAUCUAAGUCUACCACUCGGUGAAGAUGAAGAGACAAAGCGUCAAAGACAGAAAGAUGCUGCAGCUUUGGCCUUAGCCGAGUUUAACGAGAUGAUGCAGACUACAGAUGAAAACAAAAAGAAAAAAUCCAAGAAAACAGACAAAGAUGUCGAUAGUAAAACAAAAGAUGACAAAGAUGGAGAUGAGAAGAAAGAAGACGAUGACGAUAACAGCAGUAAUUCUUCUACACAAGACAUCCCUAGUAAACAAAAGACUUGCCUUGAAAGAUGGGAGGAAUCACUUACGGCAUGUUCUAGCUUGUCUCAAGUAUUUGUUCAUUUAAACACUCUAGACGGGUCCAUAACAUGGAGUAAGUCUAUAUUGAACGCAAGGUGUCGACUGUGUCGCAGAAAAGGUGACGGUGAGAAGAUGUUGCUGUGUGACGCUUGUGAUCGUGGACAUCAUAUGUAUUGCCUGAAGCCACCAAUCAAAGAGAUACCGGAAGGAAACUGGUUUUGUCCUGAUUGUCGUCCUAAAGAGCCUCGACGCAGUGAACGUCGUCGAAGGACACCUGCAAAAGACGACUAUGAGGAAGAGGAAGAAGAAGAUGACAGCGAAGAUGAGGAAGAGUCAGAGGAAGAGAGCGAGUUUGAAGAAAAUAGUGACGACGCGAGUGACGCAGGAUCAGAGCAUGUUGAUUURUGUGCUUUGUGCGAGGAAGAUGGMGAGUUGUUGUGYUGUGACGUCUGUCCUCUAGCAUAUCAUAUGGAGUGUGCAUACCCACCAUUACGACGUAUACCACGUGGCAGCUGGGCGUGUCAAGUGUGCACCGGAGCUGACGAUGAACGACCGAAAAAACGGCGAGUUAAAAAGUCAACUAUCAAAGCUGCACUUAACAACGUGAAAGAGAAAGAAAAGCAGAAAAACAGUAAAAAGUCAAGUACAGCCAAGUCAAAAUCCAAAAAAMGGGURCAAAAAGACAGCAACAMCAGYUCAUCAAAACGGCAGAGAACACGAGAAUCUUCCCCUACAUCAUCAAUAUCGUCUGYUCCAGCAUCAUCGAGAAGAAAGCGUCAUCUCCCGACAUCUCUGCGAUUAAAUGGUCGUUCUUCUGUUGAUUCGUCGCGUUCUCCAUCUCCUGUAAGGAGUAAACGGGAUCCUCGUCUAACGGGUAGAAUGAUAAAAUGUGGAAAGCUUGUCGACGAGGUCAUGCAGCAUGUCGAUGCUGAAUUCUUCCUGGAUCCUAUUAGUCUUGCUAAGUAUCCAAACUACAAUGGAAGUCCCAUAGACCUUGGUACCAUAAAAACAAAUAUACAAGAGAACGCCUACAACACUGUUGACGAUUUCAUUUCAGACGUAAGGAAAGUAUUCAUAGAUUGUGCCGAACAUUUCCGACCAAGGGCGAAGGAAGCCCGAGCAGGUGUUCGGCUCUCGGCUUUCUUCGAGACUCGUUUGUCUGAAAUGAGCUUAGACGUCAGUCAAAGAGCAGUACGAAGCACUCGACGAACGUGAUUUGAUUGGUUCAACUACACCAUUCAACGUAAURACUUAAUAUGAAAUAUCAUGUUUACUGUUAAAAGGAAACUCAACUGCUGCACAAAUGGAGAAAUAAUUGAACGAAAUGUCAUAAACAAUUUUUGUGAAUUACUCUGCGCUUUUGAUACUUUGUGAAGAUCUAUUUUUUGAGAUUGGUAUGUAAAGGACAAUGUUUGUAUUGAUUUGAUUAUGAACGCUGUGAAGAAAUAUACAUGUAACGAUAUUACAAA